Rotaria sp. Silwood2 is the source of this 2184-nucleotide messenger RNA. Lineage: Eukaryota; Metazoa; Rotifera; Eurotatoria; Philodinida; Philodinidae. The record is from the annotation of a GenBank genome assembly.
AUGGAUAAUAUUAAUUAUUUUCUCAAAAAUCUGUUUAUUCAAAUAAAACCACCUAAUACUUAUAAACCAUCAUUUGUAUGGAAUUAUUUUGGUCGAUUGUACAAAAAACCAAAUGAAGCAAUAGAUCUUGAAAAAUUUUAUUGUAAAAUAUGUUUUGAUAAAUUUAAAAGUGAAGAACCUGAUACUGUUUUUUCUUCUGUUCAAAAAAAAAUUGGAGUUUACAGUGCAACAAGUGCCACUGGGAAUAUGAAGAGUCAUUUAUUAGCAAUUCAUCGAAUAUCAGAACCCCAACAAACAAAAACAACCAGUCAACACAUUCUUUCUAUGUUUUCUCGAGAUCAUCAUUCACAAAAAGCUUCUCAAUUAAAACAGCAACUUGGACAUCAAUUAACAUUAAUGUGUUGUCGGGAUUUGCUUGCAUUUUCGAUUGUUGAAAAUGAAGGUUUUCAAGAUUUUCUAAUUUGUAACAAAAUUGUUAAUUCAAAAGAAGAUAUUCCUUCAAGAACAAUCUUAUCUCCUAUUAAUUUAAAUAAAAUAUAUGAUGUAUGUGUUGAAAGAACAAAUGAACAAUUAAAAUCGGCAUCACCAUUUCCAACAAUAACAUGUGACAUUUGGUGUGACAAAUAUAAACAUCGUUCUUAUAUUUGUUUUACAAUUCAUUAUCUUGAUUCAAAUUUACAUUUGCACAAAUAUAGUUUAAAAACACAACCAUUUGAUGGACGACAUACUGGAGAAGCUAUAAAAGAUCGUUUUUUAAUUGUUUUAAAUGAAUUCAAUUUAAGUUCAAAUAAUAUAAUUGUUAUAUCUGAUAAAGGUUCAAACAUGCGUAAAGCAUGGAAAUUAUUGAAAAUAAUUCAUAUGUUUUGUAUUGGACAUGGAAUCCACAAUUUAUUAAUGGUUGAUUGUUUUCCUCGUUUAACUGGUGUUCCAGAUUUAUUAGAUAAAGUACAGAAGAUAAUCAAUAAACUUCGUUAUCGUCAACAUGAACUUGAACAAGAAUUUAUUCGAAUACAUGAUCAAAUAAAAAAUGAUUUAUUUGAAGUAAUAAAUAAGGCUGGUGAAGUAUUAGAUGCUGAUUUAGCAUUAUCAUAUGAUGAUAUAGAAGAUGUUGAUCAAUUGGACACCGAAAAAGAGAAUUAUGAAUUAGAAUUAUAUUCAAUCAAUGAUCAACGUUCAUCAAAAUUUGAUUAUUUAAAAAAAACAAAUACAACUGCUAAUAAUUCUUAUGAGUUUCAUACUUUGAAAAAACGUGUUGUAACUCGCUGGAAUACAAUUUUGACCAUGCUUCGUUCAUAUGAAUCCAAUAUACCUGGUAUUGAAAUUAUAUUACGUCGUUUAAAAUUAUUUGAUUUGAUUUUAACUCCCACUGAAAAUGUAAUUGUUCGUGAUUUAGUUGAUUUUCUUAGUUCAUUUGAAACAACCACAACUAUUCUUUCAGCAUCCAAGUCUUAUCCAACAAUGAGCUUAUGUUUAUUACUACGUAUUGAAAUUGAAUCAAUGUUGCAUUCAACAGGAACAGAAUCAUCAGUAAUUGAAGAAUUGAAACAUUUACUUUCCGAAUAUUUAGAUACAAGAUUUCCAAUAACACCAUUAAAUAUAUGUGGUUUUUUACUUGAUCCAUCACAAUUAAAAAUUGAUAUUAAUCCUUAUUUAACUCAAAAUAAAACAACAAAAGAAAAACUUUUGUUGGAUAUGAUUAAAAAAUUUAAAAUUGAUCCUGCUUCACAUGCAAAUACAAUACAAAAUAUCCAUACAUCAUCAAUAUCUUCAUCUGCAACUACAUCAGAAACAUCAUCUCCUCGUAUGAAACGUAACUUAUCGGUGGAAUAUAUGUGUGAAUCUGCACAUAAUAUGAAGAAACUUAGGGAUAAUUUAAUCCAAAAACAUACACCAUUACCUAUAAUCAGUCUUGAUCCUAUUGUUGCUGAAAUUGACAGUUAUAUGAAGUUAGAUGUUGUUUGUGUUGAUGUUCUUGAAUUUUGGAGAUCAUCUGGUGAUAAAUUCUAUCAUUUAAAAAGACUUGCUCAAAUUAUUUUGGGAAUACCAGUAACAUCUACACCUAGUGAAGAAGUCUUUUCUACCACGGGAUUAAUUUUAAAUGCGAAACGAACAGCAUUAGCACCGGAAAAUGUUGGUAAAAUACAAAUGAUUCACGACAACUAUGAAUUACUUAAAAAAAAUUAA